Rotaria sp. Silwood1 is the source of this 770-nucleotide messenger RNA. The record is from the annotation of a GenBank genome assembly. Lineage: Eukaryota; Metazoa; Rotifera; Eurotatoria; Philodinida; Philodinidae.
GUUGUCAACAAAGUUUUGGCAUUUUUUUCAAAAAUUUUAUUUUUAUUUUUUCACUCCAAGGGUACAACUAGCUUCAUGAUAUAUAUUCACCACUACUAUCUAUCACUUGUUGCCAACGUUCUGGCAGGAAUAGGAGGGUGUGGGUGAAUAUAGAAAAUAUUAAUACCUACAUCCACACCCACACCCCACAUCCACGCCCACGCCCACCUCACAUCCAUCCUUGAUUUAUUUAUACAUUUUUUUAAGCAUCCAUUUCUAUUACAUGAUCUUAAUAAUUUACAACUAUUACUCGAUAUUAAUAAAUUAAUCUUUUCAAGUAAAGAGAAAAAAAAAGAUAUUUAUUAUGUUUUUUGAAUUCUUUCUUUUUAUUUAAAGAUUUAUUUUUUUGGGCAGAAGAUAAUUUUCUAUAGUUGAUAUUUCAGUUUUCAUAGAAGAAGAGAGUUCCAAAGUUUUAGAUUUGAAGAAUAUAUUUGAUCAUGUCUCAUCUAAAGGAAUUUAUUUGUUUGUUUUCUUUUUUAAGAGAAUGAUAAAGGAUCAUCAACAACAUCAAAUACAGACAAAGUUUAAAAGAAGUUAAUCAUACACAAUUCGGUGCUUUUGGAAAUAAUCCAUUAAUGAUGAAAUUAUUCGAAUUAAUACAUUCAACAUAUCAAAUACAUAAAAGUUUAUUAAAUUCAUCUGAAAAUGAUCGUUUUGGACAAUUAUUUUCAAUAACAUUAUUGGCUAUGAAAUCAGUUUUAAAUCUUAUUUCCACACAAGUUUUAUUUUAA